CCGGCGUGAGCGGCGGAGCUCUCCGGCGGGGGCAACCCCCGUCUCCCAAUCGCGCACAAUGAGCCAGCGCUGAGCGCCGGAAGUGGGGCCGAAAGACAACACAGAGAGGGAGCCCAGCCCGGACCGAGGGAGGCGGAGGAGCGCCGCGGAGGUGGAGGAGGACGGGGAAGAGUCGCUGGAGUUGUUUCUUGGUUGGAAACCCAGCCCCUUUGACUGGAGCGGAGCCUCGGUGGGGCCUCCGUCACCCAAGCGACCGAAGCCAUCGGUCUGAAUCGGGGUGGUGAGGUGCAAAGUAAAAGUGAAGUCAAAGACCAUGGGAGAUACAGCAAAACCUUAUUUUGUGAAGCGUGCUAAAGACCGGGGAGCUAUAGAAGAUGAGGAUUUCAGAAGGGGUCACCCUCAACAAGAUUAUUUAAUAAUGGAUGAUUAUGCCAAAGGCCAUAGCAAUAAAAUGGAAAAAGGCCUUCCCAAGAAAAAAAUAACACCAGGGAACUAUGGGAAUACUCCGAGAAAAGGACCAUAUGCUGUUUCCAGCAAUCCAUAUGCAUUUAAAAACCCAAUUUACAGUCCACCCGUUUGGGUAAAUGACAACCACAGAGAUCAAAGUAAGAGAUGGCUAUCAGAUGAACUUGCUGGUAGUUCAGAGAGUUGGAGAGAAUUCAGACUAGGACCUAGAAUUCCUGUUAUGAACCGACCAAGAAAAGACUCCUUUCAAGAAAGUGAAGAUGGAUAUCGGUGGCAAGAUGGAAGAGGCUGUAGAGCUGUAAGGCGACUAUUUCACAAAGACCCGACAAGCCUGGAAACCAUGUCAGAAGUGGAAACAGGAAGCCAUGAAGACAAGAUGCAGAAGUCCAGACCUAGGAAGCCACGGAGGACUAGAAAUGGGGAAAGUGAACUGGAUGGGGACUUGGAAGGCCCUGUGAUCGACGAGUCUGUGCUCUCAGCAAAGGAGCUCCUGGGUUUACAGCAGGCUGAGGAGCGACUGAAAAGGGACUGCAUUGACAGGCUGAAAAGGCGACCAAGAAACUACCCUACAGCAAAGUACACCUGCAAACUUUGUGAUGUUUUCAUUGAAUCUAUUGCAUUUGCCCAUAAGCAUAUCAAAGAGAAGAGGCACAAGAAAAACAUUAAGGAGAAGCAGGAGGAAGAGUUGCUUACUACAUUGCCCCCGCCUACGCCCUCCCAGAUAAAUGCAAUUGGUAUUGCCAUUGACAAGGUUGUACAGGAGUUUGGGUUACUCAAUGAGAACUUGGAACAGAGACUAGAAAUUAAACGUAUCAUGGAAAAUGUGUUCCAACACAAGUUACCAGAUUGUUCUCUAAGAUUAUAUGGGUCAUCCUGUAGCCAAUUGGGUUUCAAAAAUUCAGAUGUAAACAUUGACAUUCAAUUUCCAGCCAUUAUGUCUCAGCCAGAUGUUCUCCUACUUGUUCAGGAAUGUUUAAAGAACAGUGAUUCUUUUAUUGAUGUUGAUGCAGAUUUUCAUGCUAGGGUGCCAAUGGUGGUGUGCAAAGAAAAGAAAAGUGGACUUCUUUGUAAAGUGAGUGCAGGAAAUGAACAUGCUUGUCUGACAACAAAUCACUUAACUGCCCUUGGAAAACUAGAACCAAAGCUGGUUCCUUUGGUGAUUGCAUUUAGGUACUGGGCAAAGCUUUGCAGUAUAGAUCGCCCUGAAGAAGGAGGUUUGCCACCCUAUGUGUUUGCCCUGAUGACAGUUUUCUUUCUUCAGCAGAGGAAAGAACCCCUUCUACCUGUUUAUCUAGGAUCAUGGAUUGAAGGAUUCUCAUUGAAUAAACUAGGCAACUUCAACCUAAAAGAUAUUCAGAAAGACGUCGUGGUCUGGGAAUACACUGAUAAUGCCACAGGGGAUGCUGACACAGCAAAAGAAGAGGCACUAAAAAAAAUACCUGUUAAAACAGGACAGGUAUCAUUAAUAUUUGAUUUAAAACACCAGCCUUCAGUGCCAGUUGGGCAGCUCUGGGUGGAAUUGCUUCGAUUCUAUGCUUUAGAAUUUAAUUUGGCUGAUUUAGUGAUAAGUAUCCGAGUGAAAGAAAUGAUAUCUCGUGAGUCAAAGGAUUGGCCCAAAAAGCGCAUUGCCAUCGAAGAUCCCUACUCUGUUAAAAGGAAUGUGGCAAGAACCCUAAAUAGUCAACCUGUGUUUGAAUACAUACUUCAUUGUUUAAGAACAACAUAUAAAUAUUUUGCUCUCCCACACAAAAUUACAAAAUCUAGCCUUCCGAAGCCUCUGAGUACUGUUACGUGUUCAGAACAUUCUAAAGAAGUAGCAAAGCAUGAUCCAGAUUUACAAGCAAAAAAUGAUAAACUCGAAAAGUCAGUUGUUGCUCAAGGUCCCAGUGCUCCCAGUUCAGCUGUAAAUACCUGCACAGCACAGCCAGUUACUCUUAAAGAGACUGCUGAAAGCUUUGGAAGCCCACCAACAGAGGGAACAGGAAGCACAGACAUCAGUGUCCACCUGGGAAACACAGGUUGUAUCAAGGUAGAAGUUAGUUGUGAUAAUCAUGAGGAUGUUAAUGUACACCAUGGAGAUGGAGAAACUGGAGGUAAAACUGAGAAAGAAAAAAUUGGAAGGGAGGGCAAGCAUCCUUUGACUGCUGAUGCUCGAGAUUUAAGCAGCAGCAAACGUGGAGAGCCUCUCACCUCUGGUAGCACAGGAAAUACUGAGACAGAUUGCACUUUGGAUGUAGAAGGCUUCCAAAGCUCUACAGCUAAAGAAUGCGAUGGAUUUGCUACUUUAGAUAAUGACGUAGAUGUUGAUGAAGAAAACUUAGAUGUUGAUGAACUAGAAGACUCUCUAAGCCACUUUGCCCCUUUAAGACGGAGUCAGACCUCAGGAGUCAUUCACUCUGAUGAAGAGGAGGAGGAGGGCGUUACCCGAAAAGAAGAUGAGGACGAUGGUGCUAAUGAAGAUGGGUUAGACAAUGCCUACACUGGAUCAGGGGAUGAGGAUGCCCUAUCUGAAGAGGAUGAGGAGGUAGGCGAGUCUAAGUAUGAAGACUCGAAAGAAUGUGGAAAAGAUGUGGAUGGAGCUCUACUAACAGAACUUAAUAAAAUCAGUCUUAAGGAGGAAAAUGUAUGUGAAGAAAAUUCAACCAUGGAUCCAUCUAACUUCUAUGAAUUUAGUAAGCUCACCUUCACCAAAGGCAAGUCUCCUACAGUAGUGUGCAGUUUAUGCAAACGAGAGGGUCAUCUAAAGAAGGACUGCCCUGAAGACUUCAAAAGAAUCCAGCUGGAACCUUUGCCACCAUUGACGCCCAAAUUUACAAGUAUCCUAGAUCAAGUUUGUAUCCAGUGUUAUAAGGAUUUUUCUCCAACUAUUUUAGAAGAUCAAGCUCGUGAACAUAUUCGGCAAAACCUAGAAAGUUUCAUAAGACAGGAGUUUCCAGGAACUAAAUUGAGCUUGUUUGGCUCCUCCAAAAAUGGAUUUGGGUUCAAACAGAGUGAUCUUGACGUCUGUAUGACAAUUAAUGGACUUGAAACUGCUGAGGGGUUGGACUGUAUAAGAACUAUUGAAGAAUUGGCCAGAGUCCUCAAAAAACAUUCAGGUCUGAGAAACAUCUUGCCUAUUACAACAGCAAAGGUGCCAAUUGUAAAGUUCUACCAUUUGAGAAGUGGUCUGGAAGUGGACAUCAGUUUGUAUAACACAUUGGCCCUUCAUAACACAAGGCUUUUAUUUGCUUAUUCAGCCAUUGAUCCCAGAGUGAAAUAUUUAUGCUAUACCAUGAAAGUUUUUACAAAGAUGUGUGAUAUUGGUGAUGCAUCCAGAGGCAGCUUAUCAUCAUAUGCAUACACACUUAUGGUGCUAUAUUUUCUCCAGCAGAGGAAACCACCAGUCAUUCCUGUCCUUCAAGAGAUAUACAAAGGUGAAAAGAAACCUGAAAUAUUUGUUGAUGGCUGGAAUAUUUAUUUUUUUGAUCAAAUAGAUGAACUGCCCACCUAUUGGCCAGAAUAUGGAAGUAAUACAGAAUCUGUUGGGCAGCUCUGGUUGGGACUUCUUCGUUUCUACACAGAGGACUUUGAUUUUAAAGAACAUGUUAUUAGCAUCAGAAGAAAAAGUCUGCUUACAACUUUUAAGAAACAGUGGACCUCAAAAUACAUUGUUAUUGAAGAUCCCUUUGAUUUGAAUCAUAAUCUUGGAGCUGGAUUAUCAAGGAAAAUGACCAAUUUUAUAAUGAAAGCAUUUAUUAAUGGUAGAAGAGUAUUUGGUAUUCCAGUCAAAGGAUUUCCAAAGGACUACCCCUCAAAAAUGGAGUACUUUUUUGAUCCAGAUGUGCUAACUGAAGGACAGUUGGCCCCAAAUGAUAGAUGUUGCCGAAUUUGUGGGAAAAUUGGACACUUCAUGAAGGACUGCCCUUUGAGGAGAAAAGUGAGGCGACGGCGAGAUCAGGAAGAUACCCCAAACCAAAGAUACCCUGAGAACAAGGACAAAAGAAGCAAAGAUGACAAAGAAGUUCAAAACAAGUGUGCAGAGAGGGAGGUGUCCUCAAAAGAGGAGAAGCCCGUGCAGUACACGCCUCAGAAAGCCAAGCCGGUGAAGGCAGUUGUCGAUCUGGGGAGAGAGAAGAUGCUCAGGCCGUCGGCGGAAAAGUGGAAGAGACAGGAUGACAAAGACUUGAGAGAAAAACGUUGUUUUAUUUGUGGACGAGAGGGGCACAUUAAAAAGGAAUGCCCACAGUUCAAAGGCUCUCCAGGUAUGUUUAAAUCACAUUGGGUAUGUGGAUCCCCUUCUUCACCUAGUACUUUGAGACCAACUGAAACAUUUGUUCAGGCAGUGCUUUUACAUGAAGACAAAAAGAAACAAAAAGCAACUAUAUUUUUGAGUCCCCAGUCAGGUAGCCUUUCCAGUAAAUAUAUGACUCAGGGAAAAGCCUCAGUGAAGAGGACCCAGCAGGAAUCAUGAGGGAAGGAAAAUGCAGCGCUCUAAAUGGCCACUCAGGCAUUCCUAAUCACUCUGAAAAUUAGGUUCAUUUUACAGGACUCAGCAGCAUAGAUCAGGCUUCAACUUAACAUUUAAGGGAAAUGUCAGAUUUUUUUUAACUGAAUGAAAUUCAUAAUAAGGAAAAAAAUUUUAAUGUAGUCUUACCUACCACAAAUCCUCAUAGAUUUAAGGAUUUUAAUAGAAAGCCAUGGUGUGUGUAUUUAAGCCAGGUUAAAAAAAAAAAAAAAAAAAAAAAAGUAACGAUGGGCCAGUAUUCAGUGAAUACAAUUUCAUGGUUUUUAAUUCUUUCAAAUCACACUAAAAUGGUGUGCUGAUAAACCCCAAGAAAUUAAUCCUUUCUUUCCUAUAAAUCCCUUUUUUUGUUCUGAAGAGGGGAAAUUAUAUUUAUUGUUGUUUACUGAAUCCUGUGUGAAAGUGUGUCAAAUAUAUGUGAACUGCUACUACUGUAUUUACCAUUUACAAACCUUAUUUUAUUGAUAUUUGUAGAAGAAGUGAUAACAUGAAAGUGAUUACCUGUUUAUGUGAGUCUUCCAUGGAUGAGCAAUGCCAAUGAGGGCCUUUUUGGUUUUUUCCCUCUCUAAUUUUAAUUAAGUUGACAUAUAUCUACUAUGCUCCUAAAAAUGAAGUGAGGAAAACAAGUAGUCCUGUUUGCUGCUAAAAACAUUUUCAAAGGAAAAAUGACAAAAGUGCUUUUUACUUUUUAUGAUAUUCAGAAAUUAGGGUGGAGAACUUCAAAAAAAUCCCUGCAGAUUAAAGAAGCCAUCUCUGCCAAUUAUAAGUUUGCUUGGUGUCAUUUUGGGUCUGACUGGAACCCUUAUGGAACUGUUUCUGUAACUUCACAAGCCUUUCAAAAGUAGUACAUGGUCAGAACUAUGCUUCAGUUUGAUUUUGAAAUAAAAGCCAAUUUUCGACCUGUAA
Molecule: messenger RNA, 5872 nt
Organism: Myotis lucifugus (little brown bat)
Lineage: Eukaryota; Metazoa; Chordata; Mammalia; Chiroptera; Vespertilionidae
Gene: TUT7
Product: zinc finger CCHC-type containing 6
Exons: 30
Coding region: 314-4915 (1533 amino acids)
Molecular function (GO): nucleic acid binding; zinc ion binding; RNA uridylyltransferase activity
Source: RefSeq, a predicted model, not a curated record